CGAUGGAGCGCAGCCCCCUGCUGGACGCUCGCCAACCACUGACGACGACGUUGGCGAACCGCUCUCGCCUCGGACGCCUCGAGAAGAUGGCCAUCGCCAUCGGCCUCAUCGCCGCCCUCUCGAUCGGCGCCGUCGUCUACUCGGCGCAGCACGCGUCGGUGGCGCCAGCGCUCGCCGCCAACACGGCUCCUGCCACGCCAACCAUGCCCACGGCCACUUCACAAGCGACGCCGGUGGGCGACUUUUCCGGCGACUUGCGCCAGCGCUGCGUCGAGUCGUACUACGAACAGACGCUCAACCAUUUUGAGGCGACGGCCGAAACGUACCAGCAGCGCUACUUUGUGUGCAGCGAGUUCUGGAACCAAGAAUCGCAUGGCCCCAUCUUCUUCUACGUCGGGAACGAAGCCGACGUCGAGCUGUACUUGAACCACACGGGCUUGAUGUGGGAGAACGCCCACGAGUUUGGCGCGCUCCUCGUCUUUGCCGAGCACCGGUACUUUGGCAAGUCGCUGCCGACGAACGCGACGCAGCGCCUCCAGCACCUCUCGUCCGAGCAGGCCCUCGCCGACUACGCCGUGCUGCUGCGGCACAUUCAAGCGGCGCACAAUGCCUCGUCGAGUGCGGUCAUCGGCUUUGGCGGCUCGUACGGCGGCAUGCUCGCGACCUGGUUCCGCCUCAAGUACCCGCACAUCGUCGACGGCAUCAUUGCAGGCUCCGCGCCCGUCCUCGCGUUCCUCGGCGAGACUCCGCCGACCAACGUCUCGGCCUUCUCGCAGAUCGUGACGUUUGACGCGACGCCGGACGCCGGCUCGUCGGCCAACUGCGCGACCAACGUGCGCCGCGUGUGGGACGUCAUCUUCAACGCGUCGAGAACCGAGGACGGACGGGCAGCGCUGCAGACACACCUUGGGCUCUGCGACCCGGUGGCCACCGAAGCCGACGGGCGCGCGCUCGCCGAGUGGGCCAAAGCCGCGUACGACUACCUCGCGAUGGGCAACUACCCGUACCCGAGCUCGUACAUCAUGAACGGCGUGAGCGUCCUGCCCGCGUACCCUGUCCGCGCGGCCUGCGCGCCGCUCGCGCCGUCGUUCCCGUCGACAGCCGACGGCAAUGUCGCGCUCUUGGACGCGCUGCGGGAGAGCGUCGGCGUCUACUACAACAGCACCAAGGACGUGCCGUGCUUUCCGAUGGGCCAGCCCUCCAACGAGAGCCAGAUCGACGGCGAGUUCUGGGACUACCUCUUCUGCUCCGAGCUCUACAUGCCCCAGGACCAGGGCAACGGCCUCGACAUGUUCUGGACGGUCUUGCACAACGUGACGGCCGACGCCGAGCGCUGCGCGGCCACGUGGAACGUCUCGAUGCGCCCCGAGUGGGCGACGACCGUCUACGGCGGCCGCAAGGCGCUCUCGCAUGCGAGCAACAUGGUGUUUUCCAACGGCAACUACGACCCAUGGGCCGGCAUGGGGGUGCUCGAGGACCUCAACCCGACGGUCGUCGCCGUUAAGGUCGAGGGUGGCGCGCACCACCUCGACCUCAUGUUUAGCCACCCGCUGGACACGCCCGCCGUGCGCCAAGCCCGCGCGACCGAGAAGGCCCACAUGUGGAAGUGGGUCCGGGAGGCCCAACCGUAG
This is a messenger RNA of Saprolegnia parasitica CBS 223.65, 1631 nucleotides long. RefSeq lists its product as hypothetical. The record is from RefSeq and is a predicted model, not a curated record. The transcript has a single exon. The annotation marks the transcript as partial. Lineage: Eukaryota; Oomycota; Saprolegniomycetes; Saprolegniales; Saprolegniaceae. Gene Ontology annotation, molecular function: serine-type exopeptidase activity; dipeptidyl-peptidase activity. Gene Ontology annotation, biological process: proteolysis.